AUGUCGCGGCCGUCGCGGGCGUCGAGCGCGCGCAGGCCACCGAGGAGGAGGAGGCCGUCGCCGUCCAAGCCCGCUCGCACCGGUGUGGGUGUGGGUGCUAGGCGGAAGGUGGAGGUGGCGGUGACCCUCAGUGUUGGUCGCGGCAUGGGCACGGCGGCAACACCCAACCUCACCAGUCUCGGCAACAACGCGGUGCCUGCAGCUUCCUCCUCCUCCAUGCCUGGAUUUUGCUUGGGCGAUUCAUCCCCAAUCGAAGGCAUGCGAUGCUAG
Messenger RNA from Miscanthus lutarioriparius, 270 nucleotides. The record is from the annotation of a GenBank genome assembly. Lineage: Eukaryota; Viridiplantae; Streptophyta; Magnoliopsida; Poales; Poaceae.